AAACAAAAUCCCAGUUUCCCAGCUACAGCAAACAUUACGGUAAAGUUGGUAAUUGCGCGCUCGCCCCCUAGCGGCCGAGGUGAGAAAUGGAGUGAAAAUGUGAGGUGAGCAAAGGUAACAGAGGACUGAGUGAAGGAACGCGGCUGCAGCAGGAAUGUCUCUGUGGCUGAACGAUGGAGAGGUGCUGGUGGGCCAAGGCAGCGGCGAGGCGGUCCCAUUGAGUCCCAGACUGCGGAGCUUCCCCUCUGGCAGUCCCAGGCCGGCUCAGAGACGCACUCCUCUGGCUUCGCCGUCCGCCAUGCAGCUGAGCCCGCAGGCGGAGACCAUGGGGAAGGCCAGAGAGCUGUUUGUCCUGUGUGACAAAGAAGGAAAAGGGUUCAUCACAAAGCGAGACAUGCAGAGGCUUGAGGGCGAGCUGCCGCUGUCCCCCGAACAGCUGGAGACGGUGUUUGAAAGUUUGGACCGAGAGAACAACGGAUUCCUCACUCCUGUUGAGUUUAAAGCAGGACUUGGUGAACUGAUGGGUGUGGAGGAAGCGCCCGAACGAGGCUCAGACCGAGCGGAGGCCGAACAGGAAGCAGACUGGUCCCGGGACCCAAACGCCGUCCGAUUCGUUAACAUCCUGAUGGAACUCGGCGCGGACAAGAUCUUCAAGGACCAGCAGGAGCUUUUCUCGCUGUGGAAUGAUCUCCAGAGAGACAGCCCUGAGCUGCUGAACGCCAUGGAGGCUCUUUUGGUCCAUGCCGUGUCCCACCUGCAGGAUGCCAUCAGAGAAAGAGACACCCUGGAACAAGCUCUACGCAGAAGGGAGAGUGAACACGACCAGGUGGUCCGAUCCAUUUAUGAGGAGAUGGAGAGCCAGAUCAGAGAGGAGAAAGAGAAAUGGGUCGCUCAGGACAGCUUUAAGGAGAAGCAGCGCGGCCAGCGGCUGGAGGAGGAGCUGCGCAUGCGGGAGCAGGAGUUGGAGACCACCAUGAACAAACAGAAGGAGCUCCAAACCAGAAUCCGAACUCUGAAUCAGGAGCAAAGCAGCAUCAGGGAGCAGAACCGGCAGCUGCGCAGCCUGAACAGCCAGCUGCAGGAGCAGGUGGAGAGCAGCAGAGAGCGGCUGCAGUCUGCGCUGCGUCAGCUCAGCCUGCUGCAGGCCAGCGCCGUCCAGGAGCAGGCGGCCCGGCACAGAAAUGUCACGAAGGUAUCGAGAAACAUCAAAAAGGAAAAGGAAAGUCUGCUGAGACAGCUGGAAAUAUUAAGGGAUAUGAACAGAAAUCUGCGAGAUGAGAAAGAUGCUCAGCAGUCGCUUAAGAUGAAUCCAAAGUCCAGCAAGUCUCUGCAGAAGAGAGGCUCAAUUUUAAGCAACUACUUGCUGCAAGACAUGAAGCCGCUGAGGAGACAGCUGAGCUCAUCUGGUGAGUCGGAGCAGACCGAUUCAUCCGAGGCGCGCCCGCCGUCUUGUGAGGUCAUAGGUCAACAUGUGGAGCCGGUGCACAUGCAGAGCAAACGGUUGAGCCCACAGCGAGUGUUCAAGGUGGUGUUUCUGGGGAACUCGGGGGUGGGUAAGACCUCCUUCAUUCAGCACUACUGCACAGGACACUGCAGCAGUACGGUCACCUCCACCGUGGGUAUAGAUUUCCAGAUGAAGACUUUAGUUCUGGAUUCCACCGCCAUCACUUUGCAGCUAUGGGACACGGCGGGCCAGGAGAGGUUCUGCAGCAUCACUGAACAAUAUUACCGGAAGGCGGACGGCAUCCUGGCCGUGUACGACGUCACGCAUGGCGCCUCCUUCCUGGCGGUGAGAGGAUGGUUGGAUUCUGUGAGGGAUAAGAUGUGUGAAGGGACUGUUCUGAUGCUGCUGGGAAACAAGGUGGACUUAGCAGACGAUGCCAACAGAGAAGUGAUGCGAGCAGAAGGAGAGAGGCUGGCAGAGCAUUACCAGGCUUUUUUUCAUGAGUGCAGUGCCAAGACUGGAUAUAACAUGGAGGAGCUGAUGGUUCAUCUGGCUGAGUAUGACUCUUCCCAUCCACCUGAGACGCUCUGACAAACUUCUGACAUG
Molecule: messenger RNA, 2050 nt
Organism: Cyprinodon tularosa
Lineage: Eukaryota; Metazoa; Chordata; Actinopteri; Cyprinodontiformes; Cyprinodontidae
Gene: cracr2b
Product: calcium release activated channel regulator 2B
Exons: 17
Coding region: 155-2035 (626 amino acids)
Molecular function (GO): GTP binding; calcium ion binding; GTPase activity
Source: RefSeq, a predicted model, not a curated record